Molecule: messenger RNA, 265 nt
Organism: Pseudonaja textilis
Lineage: Eukaryota; Metazoa; Chordata; Lepidosauria; Squamata; Elapidae
Source: RefSeq, a predicted model, not a curated record
CUUGCAAUCCGAACGCCUGCCGGGCCAUGGGCCGGGGUCUCCAGCCGAAGGGGGUCCGCGUGAAGGAGGUGGCGGACUUCAAGGUUUACACCAAGGGAGCCGGCACGGGUGAACUGAAGGUCUUGGUCAAGGGACCAAAAGGAACAGAGGAACCAGUGAAGGUGCGAGAUGUCGGCGAUGGGGUUUACGAGUGUGAAUAUUACCCCAAAGUGCCUGGAAAAUACGUGGUGUCGAUUACGUGGGGCGGACACGCCAUUCCGAGGAG